Castor canadensis (American beaver) is the source of this 4421-nucleotide messenger RNA. NCBI's taxonomy places the organism in Eukaryota, Metazoa, Chordata, Mammalia, Rodentia, Castoridae. The record is from RefSeq and is a predicted model, not a curated record.
CCUGGUCAUGUGAUAGUGCUUGUCUGGCAGAACCCUUUUGGUGCUGAGCAGAGAAACCAACUGUUUACUAUUUUGGGUGAAUGAGGUUGGUUGGUUGCUACGAGCAUUUUUUCUAAGGGAACCCUCUCUUCUUUUAGCUCUACACAUUGAAAUUAUCCUGGUCCUCCGUUUUGGCAUUUGGAUUAGAGGAGGGAAGUGUCAGUGUUUAGGCCCAGUGCUGAUAGGAAGAAAUGUUUUGCCAAGAGACUUGGUGAUUCUGACCUUCUGCUGUCACUGCUUUUAAUGCCCCACUCCUUCAGUAAACUUAGGAUCUAGCUGUUCUUGCAACAUUUUGUACUGCAGAAAUGAAGUAUUCACUUUAACCUAAAGAGCAAUGCUAAUCAGAUCUUCAGCAAAUGGCCUCUCAAGGAGUGAGGGAAGGAAGACUGGUUUCUUGCAAUAUUGGCAUCUGGAGUCUCACAUCUCUUCUAGCAUGCUGGAGGAGAAGACCAAGAUUCUUCAGCCCACCUGCAGGGUUCUGCCACUCUCAUGGAUUGUCCUGAAGCCAGGGAAGGACAGCUACUCAGCAGUGUGCCUGGCCCCUUAUCACAGUUUGCGGGAAGUGUUGCAGUUGAAGCUCCAGCAGCGCCGGACCCGGGAAGAACUAGUGAGCCAAGGGAUCAUGCCGCCUUUGAAAAGUCCAGCUGCAUUUCAUGAACAGAGAAGGAGCCUGGAGCGGGCCAGGACAGAGGACUAUCUGAAAAGGAAGAUUCGUUCCCGGCCGGAGAGAUCGGAGCUGGUCAGGAUGCAUAUUUUGGAAGAGACCUCGGCUGAGCCUUCCCUCCAGGCCAAGCAGCUAAAGCUGAAGAGAGCCAGAUUAGCUGAUGACCUGAAUGAGAAGAUUGCACAGAGGCCUGGCCCCAUGGAGCUGGUGGAGAAGAACAUCCUACCUGUAGAGUCCAGCCUGAAGGAAGCCAUUAUUGUGGGCCAGGUGAAUUACCCAAAGGUAGCAGACAGCUCUUCUUUCGAUGAGGACAGCAGCGAUGCCUUAUCCCCCGAGCAACCUGCCAGCCAUGAGUCCCAGGGUUCGGUGCCAUCACCCCUGGAGGCCCGAGUCAGCGAACCACUGCCCAGUGCCACUUCCGUGUCCCCCACUCAGGUUCUUCCUCAACUUCCAGUGGGUCCAGAUUCUGGAGAAGCACUUUUCCUUGCAGAGCAGCCUCCUCUGCCAACCCCACUUCUGCUGCCUCCCUGCCUCACCAAUGGAACUGUUGUCCCUACCGCCAAGCCUGCCCCUACGCUUAUUAAGCAAAGCCAACCCAAGUCUGCCAGCGAGAAGUCGCAGCGCAGCAAGAAGGCCAAGGAGCUGAAGCCAAAGGUGAAGAAGCUCAAGUACCACCAGUACAUCCCCCCGGACCAAAAGCAGGACAAGGGAGCGCCUGCCCUGGACUCCUCCUACGCCAGGAUCCUGCAGCAGCAGCAGCUUUUCCUGCAGCUGCAGAUCCUCAAUCAGCAGCAGCAGCAGCAGCAGCACUACAGCUACCAGGCCAUCCUGCCUGCCCCGCCCAAGCCAGCAGGUGAGGCUUUGGGAAGUGGUGGGGCCCCCCUGGCACGCAGCCUUUCCACCACCACCACCAGCUCCAGUUCGAGUGCCCCAGGACCCGGUGGGCUGGCACGUCAGAACAGUACUCCACUAACUGGCAAACCAGGAACCCUGCCAGCCAACUUGGAUGACAUGAAGGUGGCAGAGCUGAAGCAGGAGCUGAAGUUGCGGUCACUGCCUGUCUCAGGCACCAAGACAGAGCUGAUUGAACGCCUGCGUGCCUACCAAGACCAAGUCAGCCCAUCCCCAGCAGCUCCCAAGGCCCCUGCUGCCACUUCUGUUCUGUCUAAGGCUGGAGAGGUGGUGGUUGCCUUCCCAGCAGCCCGACUGAGCACAGGACCAGCCCUGGUGGCGGCAGGCCUAUCCCCAGCUGAGGUGGUGGUGGCCACAGUGACCAGCAAUGGUGUGGUGAAGUUUGGCAGCACAGGCUCCACACCCCCUGUCUCUCCCACCCCCUCUGAGCGCUCACUGCUCAGUACGGGUGACGAGAACUCCACACCUGGGGACACCUUUGGUGAGAUGAUAACAUCACCCCUGACACAGCUCACCCUUCAGGCCUCGCCCCUGCAGAUCCUUGUGAAGGAGGAAGGUUCUCGUGCUGCACCCUGCUGCCUGAGCCCAGGCAUGCGGGCUGAGCUGGAGGGGCUAGACAAAGACCAGAUGCUACAGGAGAAGGACAAGCAGAUUGAGGAGCUGACUCGUAUGCUCCGGCAGAAACAGCAGCUGGUGGAGCUUCUCCGGCUACAGCUGGAGCAAGAGAAACGGGCCCAGCAGCCCACCCCUGCCACAGCUGGGGACACCACUGUGAAGCAGGAGAGCAGCUUCUCCAGCUGCCAGCUGAGCCACCAGCCCCAGGGCUCUGCUCUCCCCUUCAGCUCCCCGCUGGUAGCACCUACUGCCAACCACGGAGACACUCGUGCCCCAGCCGUGGUGGUGAAGCAGGAAGUGGGGCCUCCUGAGCCUGAGCAGACCCCCAGCUCUCCACUGCUGCUGGGUCCACAGCAGGGCACCAGCCUCCUCAAGGGGGUCACCCCUCCCACCCUCAUCACUGACCCCACAGGGACCCACCUUGUCCUCACCAUGACCAAUAAGAAUACAGAUGGCUCUGGUCUGCCAAGUGGGAGCCCCCGGCAGCCUUUGUCCCAGCCUGGCUCUCCAGCCCCUGGCCCACCUGCCCAGAUGGACCUGGAGCACCCUCCGCAGCCCCCCUUUGGAGCCCCCACUUCUCUGCUGAAGAAGGAGCCACCUGGCUAUGAGGAGGCCAUGACCCAGCAGCCCAAACAGCAGGAGAACAGCUCCUCAAGCCAGCAUAUGGAUGACCUGUUUGACAUUCUUAUUCAGAGCGGAGAAAUUUCAGCUGAUUUCAAGGAGCCAUCAUCCCUUCCUGGGAAGGAGAAGCCGCCCUCAGCAGCAGCCUGUGGGUCCCCCCUGACAGCACAGACCUCACCCUCCACCAAGCUCUCCCAGAGUGCCCCGCCUCCACCAGGCUCUCCCUCUCUCCCAGGGCGUCUGGAGGACUUCCUGGAGAGCAGCACAGGGUUGCCCCUGCUGACCAGUGGGCAUGAAGGGCCAGAGCCCCUUUCCCUCAUUGAUGACCUCCACAGCCAGAUGCUGAGCAGCUCUGCCAUCCUGGACCACCCCCCGUCACCCAUGGACACCUCAGAAUUGCACUUUGCCCCUGAGCCCAGCAGUGGCAUGGGCCUGGGCCUGGACCUGGCCGAUGGCCACCUAGACAGCAUGGACUGGCUAGAACUGUCGUCAGGUGGCCCAGUGCUCAGCCUGGCUCCACUCAGCACCACAGCCCCCAGCCUCUUCUCCACGGACUUCCUCGAUGGCCACGAUUUGCAGCUACACUGGGAUUCCUGCUUGUAGUCCUCUUGACUCCAGAGACGGGGUAGGGAGGGCUGGAAGCUGAGAAGUCACAGAACUGUAUCUAGUGUGGCACUGUAUGUGGUUGUGAGUAUUGACAAUCACAGUCCUUGUUCUUUCCUGUCCCUGGAGGCUAGAGAAGAGGGCCCCAAUGUCCAGCUCAGGAGUGCCCAGGGCUGAGGACAGAAGCUGUCCAGCAGCAACUCUGGGUCCCAUGCCAGGGUCAGUUCAAUUCGACCUCCUUUUCUGAGGUCAGAGGUGCACAGCUGGCUUUAGUUUGGCUGGGGCGAGUCACAGGCCAACUGUCCCCCUUUCACUGUGAGGGAAUAAACUAGCUUGGACUCUUCUCCCCAGGUCUCAGCUUUUGAGGCUUCCUGAAAGAGGGCUCUUUGCCAGUUCAGUGACUUGGUGUAGUAUAACCCUUUUAGUGGUUGGUGGCAAAAAUUUUCUGUACAGGUGUAUAUAUACCUCUAUAUUAUAUGUCAACGUACCUAACGUGGUGAGAGGUGGGUGCAGCUCCCUUCCCCUCACACACAGAAAGCCUGGAGGGCUGAAACUGCUGGGGGCUGGAUGCAGGGGCCCCUUAGCUGUGUGACCAGCCUGACAUGCAGCUACCCAGGCCUACUCCUCACGUGUGCUUGAACAUGUAGACACCCUGCCAUGACCUGCACCCCACCUGCCCUGUUCCUGGCUCCUUAGUGCCACAGCAGAGGUGCUUCCUGGACCUCCCUCCAGGAACUCCACCUGCCCACAUUCCAUCGCCUCACUGUAGCCAACAUGGUCCUGGGAGAGGAACACCAUUUCUAGAUGGCAAGGAAACUGGCCACCUCCUGCCCUAGGGCCACAGGCUUCCUUCUGGCCUGAUUCAUUAAAGAGUAGGGAUGGCAUCACCAAAACUACUGCUGGGACAAAGGUGGGGAAACAACUGUGUGAACUUUUUAAAAUAAAAAAAAAAAUGCUGACUUUGUCA